This is a messenger RNA of Triplophysa dalaica, 6690 nucleotides long. Its product is annotated as NACHT, LRR and PYD domains-containing protein 12-like. The transcript has 13 exons. The record is from RefSeq and is a predicted model, not a curated record. NCBI's taxonomy places the organism in Eukaryota, Metazoa, Chordata, Actinopteri, Cypriniformes, Nemacheilidae. Bases 1958 to 5134 code for a protein of 1058 amino acids. Gene Ontology annotation, molecular function: protein binding.
UUACACUUGGAGAACCAUGGCCAGUAAUAAUAAUGCCCAAAUGAGUGAGAGUGAGGACACAGACACAGGCGUUGAACUGAGUAUUUUCAGAUUGGUUCAGCUGGAGGACUCUGAGGUUUUUCAUGCUGUGUCAAUGAAAAGUACAUACGUAGGUACCGUCCGAUCUCCUGGAUCUUACGUUCUGUUUGGCAAUUCGUCUGUGGGUGGUAGCCUGAGGAGAGGCUGGUAGACACCUCCAAUAGCCAGAAGAAGGCACUCUCAUAUGAAAAGGGAACUGUGAACCUCUGUCGGAGACUAUGUCCUUGUCUUGAAUUUAAAGUUUGGCCUCUCUCAGAUAUUGCAGGUUCUCAUGAUCAGUGAUGACUUUGAAGGGGUGUUUGGCUCCCUCCAACCAGAGGCGCCACUCCUCUAGGGCUUACUUUAUGGCAAGUAGUUCACGGUUGCCGAUAUCAUAAUUCUGCUCCUCUGGGGUUAACUUCUUGGAAUAAUAGGCGCAUGGAUUGCAGAGUGUUGGUGGCUCCCCCCCUAUUGUGACAGGACCGCUCCUACCUCCACCGUGGAGGCCUCCACCACAAACGGAAGGUCAGGGUCUGGAUGGGUAAGAGUGGGGGUGACGCAGAAGGCCUCUUUCAGGAGAUGGAAGGCUUUGACCGCCGGGGUGUCCCAGGUACGUUUACCGGGUUUCUUCUUGAGCAGGGAUGUGAGAGGUGCUGCGAUCUGGCUGUACUGAUCGCUGAAACAGCGGCAGAAAUUUGCAAAUCCGAGGAACUGCUGGAGUUGUUUGAUGGUCUGAGGUUGUGGCCAGUUGCGAACUGCCUCUACUUUUCCCCUGUCCAUGCUAACCCCAUGUGGUGUGAUGACAUAACCCAGGAAUUGCACAGAUGUUAGAUGGAACUCACACUACUUCUUCUUUUGGAUAGACCAUACGGCAUGACAUAGUAUUCAUAGUGACCGGCAGGAGUAAUGAAGGCCGUCUUCCACUUGUCACCCUUAUGGAUUCGGAUCAGAUUGUAGGCACUGUAGGCAGUGUGGAGAAUAUUUUGGCCCCUCGAAGCUCCUCUAAGGCGGUGGGCACCAGGGGAAGGGGAUAGGCGAAUUUUACAGGUUGAGAGUUUAUAUGGCGAUUAUCGAUACAGGGUCAAGUCCUCCAUCCUUCUUUCCUACAAAAAAGAAACUGGAGGCAGCCGGGGAUGUUGAUGGGUGGAUAAAUUCUUGUGAGAGAGCUUCUGUUUUGUACUUCUCCAUGGCUCGUGUUUACGGGAUUGAGAGUUGGUACAUACGACCUUUCGGCAGUGUGGCUCCAAGUAGCUGGUCGAUUGCACAGUCCCAUGGCCUAUGGGGAGGUAGUUUGGUAGCCGCGGAUUUACUGAACACGUCCUGGAACUCCCGGCAUCCAGGUGGAAGCUCCACAGAGAUAGAAGUUUGAGGACUUUCAACGUUAGUGGAUCCCAGGAUGGCGAACUCCUCCUCCUGAGAUGUUUUUAGGCAGUGAGUCAAGCAAUAGUCACUUGAGUAAACGUGAGGAGAUAAAGGUGCCAGAGGAUCCCGAAUCCAGAAGAAUUUUUACUGGAACAGAUUUAUGAGCAAGAAUCAACAAAUCAUCGUUAUGCGGAAUAUUCAUGGCUACAUUGUUUACAUGUAUGGGACUCGCUGCAGUAAGUUAGAAUUCUGGUGAAUUGGAACGGGUGCGUGAAACUGGUAAUCUGGUGUCAGAGGGCUGACGGAUCUGUGAAACUUAAGCAAUGAUACAGAAGUAAGGUAUUUUAACAAAUCAGAACAAGGCCUGAUCACACUAAUCUCUGUCUCCUAAAUUGACAUUUGAGAAAUGUCAUCAACACAGGUGACUUCAACACAAAUAUAGUGCUGAACACUAUCUGGUCUUCAUUUAAAUGUUAAACAUCUUUAUUGUAGAGACGUUCAGCGGGAGGACUCUGACAUCUUUGUGUCUCAUGUGUCAAUGAAAAGUAAUCAAUCGAUGGGACAUCCUUACAACUUAAGCAACGAUACAGAAGUCAGAUUUGUUCAGCGCGAGGACUCUGACGUCUUUGUGCCUCGUGUGUCAAUGAAAAGUAAUCAAUCGAUGGGACAUCCUUACAACUUAAGCAACGAUACAGAAGUCAGAUUGGUUCAGCGGGAGGACUCUGACGUCUUUGUGCCUCAUGUGUCACUGAAAAGUAAUCAAUCGAUGGGACAUCCUUACAACUUAAGCAAUGAUACACUAGUCAGAACUCAGCAACAUGAACUGAGUUCAAAUAUUUCAAAUGCGGACUUUACCUGGAUUAUUUCAUUUAAGCAUGCAUUGAAGAACAGAUAUCAAUGUAUAUUUGAGGGAAAUGAAGAGCACAGAAGCCCCGCUCUGCUCAACAACAUCUACACUGAGCUCUACAUCACAGACACUGGAAGUAGUGUCAAUGCAGAACAUGAAAUCAGACAGAUUGAGACAGUAUCUAAUCAUCCGAUUACAUGGGACACACCAAUACCAGUAAAUGGUGUCUUUAAAGCUUUUGCUGCGUUUAAACCAAUCAAAACUGUGCUAACAAAGGGAAUCGCUGGCAUUGGGAAAACUGUGUCCGUGCAGAAGUUCACCCUGGACUGGGCAGAGGAAAAAGCCAACCAGGACAUUCAUAUGAUAUUUCCACUUCCAUUUCGUGAGCUGAAUAGAUUUAAGGAAGAGAAAGUUACUGUGAUCCAGAUUCUCCAGCAGUUCUACGAUCUCAAGAUAGAAGCAAAUGUGUUGAGCUCAGGCAAAUACAGGAUCAUUUUCAUCUUGGAUGGCCUUGACGAAUGUCGAUUUCCUCUGGAUUUCCAGAAGAACAAGAGUUGCUCCAGUGUGACAGAAGCCGUCUCAAUUGGUGCUCUACUGACAAACCUCAUCUGCAAGAACUUGCUUCCUUCUUCUCAGCUUUGGAUAACAUCACGACCAGCUGCGAUUGGUCAAAUACCACCUGACCUUAUUGACCAACUGACCGAGGUAAGAGGCUUCAACGACUCCCAAAAGGAGGAGUACUUUGCAAAAAGGAUAAGCGAUCCAGACAUGUGCCAUAGGAUCAUCUCGCACUUGAAGUCAUCAAGAAUCCUUCACACUAUGUGCCACAUCCCAGUGUUCUGUUGGAUAUCGGCUACAGUUCUUGAAGGGAUAUUUAGUGAGAUCAUGGGUAGAGAAAUGCCCAAGACACUCACAGAAAUGUAUUCACACUUCCUGAUUUUCCAGACCAAGCAAAUGAGUCACAAAUACGAUGUGAAUUACAAGGCAGAUUUCAACUGGGACAGCCAGAGCACUUUGUUGCUUGGCAAACUGGCCUUUCAACAGCUUGAAAAGGGUAAUUUAUUGUUCUACGAGGAUGAUCUUAGAGAAUGUGGUGUUGAUCCCAACCUCGCCUCAGUGUUUUCUGGACUUUGCACACAGAUCUUCCGUGAAGAGGCAGGACUACACCAGGAGAGGAUGUUCAGCUUCAUCCACUCUAGUAUCCAGGAGUUUUUAGCUGCUUUGUACGCCUUCCUUAUGUUCGUCAACAGUCAGCAAAAUGUCCUAGGUCAUAAGACAAAUGCAAAAUUCGAAAGUGCUUUUAAAAAACUUUCAAUGCAUGAGUUCUUGAAGUGUGCUGUGGAUAAGGCGCUAGCAAGUGAUAAUGGACACUUAGACCUUUUACUCCGUUUUUUGCUGGGACUUUCCCUUGUGUCCAAUCAGACUCUUCUACAACCACUGCUAACUGAGACAUGGAGUGACCCUGAGGGCAGCCAAAAAACUCUUCGGUACAUCAAGGAAAAAAUCAGGUUCCAGCGUUCGGCAGAAAAAGCAAUAAGUCUCUUUCACUGUCUCAGUGAACUAAAGGAUGAUUCCCUGGUAGAGGAAGUGCAGGAAUACAUAAAGUCAGGGGGCUUUAGAAGUGAAAAGCUCUCUCCAUCACACUGCUCUGCUUUGGCCUACACUCUGCUGAUGUCUGCUGAGGAACUGGAUGUGUUUAACUUAACUAAAUGUAUUGAUCCGAGAUGGAUCUCAGAUGAGGGACUGUUGAGACUCCUGCCAGUGAUCAAAGCAUCCCGAUUAACUCUGAUGAGAUUGUGUAAUGUGACAGAGAAAGUCUGGAAAGGGCUGAGCUCUGUUCUCAGCUUAAGUGGCUCAUGUAUGAGAGAGCUCGAUUUGAGUUCCAGCAAUCUUAAUGAUACAGGAAUAAACCAUCUUGUUGUUGGACUGGGGAAUCCUCAGUGUAAACUAGAGGUUUUGAGACUUUUUAAUUGUAGAAUAGGUGAGGACGGCUGUGCCUCUCUAGCCUCAGCUCUGAGGUCAAACCCAUCUCACUUAAAGGAACUUGAUUUAACACACAACCAGCCUCAUGAUACAGGUGUAAAAAUGCUUUCUGAUGUGCUGGCAGACAUAAACUGUAAACUGGAAACACUCAGGUUUAUGGGUUGUGAACUGACCAGGAAAAGCUGUGCGGCCUUGGCCGAAGCACUUCAGUCAACCUGUUCUAGCUUGAAACAUCUGGAUUUGAGCAUGAAUGGUCUUGAGGAUUCAGGAGUAAAACUUCUUGGUGCUGGUCUGAAGAACCCUCUCUGUAAACUAGAGACGCUGAGCCUCUCAGAUUGUGAAAUUACAGCCGCCGGAUGUUCAGAACUGGCCUGUGCUUUAAAGUCGAACCCAUCACAUUUGAGAGUGCUGGACCUAAGUCUGAAUGACCUUACAGAUGCAGGAGUGACACACCUGCUUCCAGUGUUUGUUAAUCUAGAUAAACUAUGGCUGAAUAAUUGCAAUCUCACGGAACGAAGCUGUCAUGCGAUGGGUUACGCAUACCCUUCCACAUGCUCUAAACUAAGAGAAUUAAACCUAAAUGCAAAUGUCAUAAUGGAUUUUGGAUUGAAGCAUCUUGCCGUGGGAUUAUGUAAUCUUCUAUCAGGUCUCCAGUCACUAAGUUUAACUUACUGCAGUGUUAAGGAACAGGGCUGUGCUUUUCUGGCAUCGGCUAUAAGAUCAAACCACUCACAGCUAAAAGAACUGGACCUCAGAGGAAACAACCUAUCCGAUUCAGGGGCUAAACUACUAACAGAUCUGCUAGAAGAUCCGAAGUGUAAACUGGAAACUCUGGCAUUGUAUCCAGACUUCCCCUGUGGUGGUGAUGAUGAUGAUGGGAGUUAAUAUAGGGGAAUAACAGAAAAGAUUGACUGAUAUUCUCCUAGCACCCCAUCGUGCCUGAGAAAGAUCUAUUAUAAGGACAGAGGUGUACGCAAGACAUCAGGUUUUGAUGUUGUUCAUCAUGUAAAUUAUUCAAACAUACAUGGAACAGCCAUCACGGAAACUGGAGGUUUGGAACAUUCGUCAUGGUUUACAUAAUUGUGUGCGUGACUUGUGAGUUAGACUGAAUCGAAAGUUUCCCACCAUGAGUAAGAGCUGCUAUUCAGGUGUGCAAAAUGUGGAAUAACAGGUUGCUGAAUUAGUCAGACAUGUGAGUUUUGAGAGAACUUGAUACAACAAAGGCCGGACUUACCAUUGGGCUUGACUGGGAUCCAGCCCAGGGGCCCACGCCGUUCAGGGGGGCCCCGCCUGCUCUCAUUCAUUUGAGUUGUUUAGUUAUAAGCUAGUCACUUUAUAUUUAAUUUAAACUUUGUUCAUUGGUGUAGCAUAGCAAUAGCACUGCCUUAUGUGAGGCAUGCUUACGUUUAAUUGGCUAAACUUUCCGUCAGUCAUGUUGGCGUUUCUGAUUGGUUAUUUGUGGAUUCUAUCCGUCACGUUUAUCGCAGUUGAAACCUGUGUCUCUGCAUUAAGACGAUAUUAUAUUGGCUGACAAGCGGGAAAAAAACUAAGACAAUAAGGAACAGCAUUUAUUAAAAUGAAAAAAAAAAGAUUAUUUACACACCUGCCUACAACCAAUCAAUUAGUCUGAACACUCUGUAGAAACUGCCUAGCAACCACAUUUAAAAAAGGUAGCAACGUGCAUCCAUUCAAACACACGAACAUGACGUUUCUAUUUAUUAGUAUUAGUCUCAAGUAUUAAAGUGCAUAAGUAAACUUUCAAAAUAAUAUUAAUUAAAAGGUGUUUUACACCUUCGGACUUCCAAACUUUUCGUUUUCAAAUGCUGUACUUUGUUUUUCUAUACGGAUUUAUUGAUCAUUUUGUUUUCAGACCAGACUGAAGUGUUGUAUGAUUCAAUAAAAAUUAUGUAAAUCUCACUGUAAACAGCAGAGGGCGGUACAGUGUCGUUCAGUCCUCUCAGUGCGAAGAUAUUACAGUAUUUGAUCAGUUUUGUCAUGAUGUCAUGAUGUUGUUUCUCUGAACUGUAAUGAAAAGUUUUUUCACAAUGCAGUUUGGUGUUUAAACUUUCUAUGUAUUAUGAUACCAUUGGGCUUUUACUGCGUAAAGAUCUUUAUUUUAUUAGAACAUAUAAUAUUUAUUAUGCUAAUAUUUGCAUUUUUGUUGCCUCAAAGGAAUUUAGUACAAUAAUUCGAAAAAAGAAAACAGAGUAAAAGUAUAAAAAAUGUAAUGUAAAAAUAUAAUAAAACUAAUACAUGUAAAUGUUGAAUGUAACAUUAAAAACAUUAUUAUACAAUGAUGUUGCACUACUCACAUAGUUUUCCUUCUUUGAAAUGGGUCUAUUACAUCACUUAAUGUACUGUUACAUUUAAGUAAUGUGUUCCUUGUGUCACGUUACUUAAUCUCAGAUUCACCACAUCAAUAAACUGCACUCAAAAACAAA